AUGGUUUCCACCACAAAAGGCCACCGCAUUAGACAACUCCCACUGGGAGUGGACGGCUGUACAGAUUGGUCAGUGGACUACCUUAAGUACCGGGUGCUGCAGGGUGAGCCAGUGCGGCUGAAGUGCGCUCUGUUCUAUGGUUACAUCCGCGCCAACUACAGCCAGGCACAGAGUGUGGGCCUCAGCCUCAUGUGGUACCGCAGCUCUGGCCUGGGCCACAGCGACUUCGAGGAGCCCAUCUCUUUCGACGGCAUACGUAUGAGCAAGGAGGAGGAUGCCAUCUGGUUCAGACCAGCUGACCUGCAGGACGCAGGCCUCUACUCUUGUGUCUUACGGAACUCCACAUACUGCAUGAAGGUGUCAAUGUCUCUGACUGUGGCCGAGAAUGACACAAACCUGUGCUACAACUCCAACAUGAGACGAAAUGAGAAGGCUGAGCUCAGCAAGAGUAAAGACAUCCUCUGUCCUGACAUAGAUGACUAUGUUGAACCUGGCAAAGAGCCUGACAUCAUCUGGUACAAGGAGUGCCGUCCAAAGCAGUGGCGUGCCAGUAUCAUCCAGAAGAGAGACAUUCUGUCUAUCCAGGAGGUAAAGGAAGAUGACAUUGGGAAUUAUACCUGUGAAGUCCAGUUUGGUGGCUUUGUGGUCAGGAGGACGACUGAACUCACAGUAACUGCACCUUUGACCGACAAGCCACCAAAGAUCCUGUUUCCCUCUGAAAACAAGAUUAGCAACAUGGAGCUGCAGCUAGGAAGUGCUUUGAACCUGACUUGCCGGGCGUUUUUCGGCUACAGUGGCGACGUCAGCCCACUCAUCUACUGGAUGAAGGGAGAGAAGUUUAUAGAGGACUUGGACGAAGAGAGAGUCCAGGAAAGCGACAUCAAGGUUGUCAAGGAGCAUCUUGGUGAGCAGGAAGUGGCCAUUUCCCUGACUAUUGACUCCUUGGAGGAGGAGGACCUGGGAAAUUAUUCCUGUUAUGUGGAAAAUGGUAACGGCCGUCGCCAAGCUACCAUCCAGCUCCUCAGACGGGCAGAGCUCAUGUACACCGUGGAGCUGGCAGGAGGGCUUGGAGCGAUCCUGCUGCUACUCAUCUUCCUCAUUUCCCUCUACAAAUGCUACAAGAUAGAGCUGAUGCUUUUCUAUAGGAGGCACUUUGGCAGUGAGGAUGUGGAUGGAGAAAACAAAGACUAUGAUGCGUAUCUGUCCUACACCAAAGUGGACCCUGACCAGUGGAGUCAGGAGACCAGGGAGGAGGAGCGCUUCGCCCUGGAGAUCCUCCCUGAUGUCCUAGAGAAACAUUACGGCUACAAACUCUUCAUUCCAGAUCGAGACCUCAUUCCAACAGGAAGUCUCACCAAUGAGCAUUACCAGGAUGACACACGACUCUUUGGAGCCUACAUAGAGGAUGUUGCACGCUGUGUGGACCAGAGCAAACGCCUCAUUAUAGUGAUGACACCCAACUAUGUGGUGCGGCGAGGCUGGAGCAUCUUUGAGCUGGAGACGCGGCUGCGCAACAUGCUGGUGACUGGUGAGAUCAAAGUUAUCCUGAUCGAGUGUGCCGAGUUGCGCGGCAUCAUGAACUACCAGGAGGUGGAGGCUCUCAAGCAUACAAUUAAAACCCUUACUGUCAUCAAGUGGCGUGGCACCAAGAGCAACAAGCUCAACUCCAAGUUCUGGAAGCAGCUGCAGUACGAGAUGCCAUUCAGGCGCACAGAGCCCAUGCUCACCCACGAGCCGGCGCUGGACGUCAGCGAGCAGGGCCCCUUUGGAGAGCUGCAGACCGUCUCCGCAAUCUCCAUGGCAGCAGCCACCUCCACCGCCAUGGCUACCGCCCACCCCGAGCUGCGCUCCUCUUUCCACAACACCUACCACACCACCAUGAGGCAGAAACACUACUACCGCAGCUACGAGUAUGACAUACCCCCUGGAGGGACCCUGCCACCUCUCUCCUCUCUGGGGAACCAGCACACCUACUGCAACAUCCCACUAACACUGCUGAACGGACAGAGGCCUCCUGGGAAGAGCCGAGAGCAUAGCCUGGAGGAAGCACAUGCUAACAACGCCAUGCUCCCUCUGCUGCCAAGAGAAACCAGCAUCUCCAGCGUCAUCUGGUAAUGAUGAACAGACUCAGCAUCAGCUGUAGGGAGGUCAGUCAAGAUCAGACAUGGCUAGAUUCAGUCUGGUAGCUCUUAGGAACACAGUUUUUGGUGGCGAUAAGGGCGAAAAGUGUUGUGGAUCCUUUUGGUUCCAACUGGCAGAAGAGAUACAGCAGGUUUUUGGACACAGUUUCCCUUGUUUUUUCAAGUGGACAGCGCCUCUGGUGGAGAGGAUGUUUUCUAUGUGGAACUACAGGAGAUAUAAUAAAAACACUGUUUCAUGAAACUAGCGAGGCACAGACUUGCAAGAACUCCACAUUAAAGAACCAACACACUAUGGCAAUUGUUCACACACCCGCAUACAAAUACACACACAAAUGUGCAUACAUACAAACAAAAGGAAAACAGGGUCUUGUACAUAUAUUUCAAUUUAUUUGUAGCAUCAGUGUUUUCCUGUUUUGUUCUUUUGUUUGUUCUAUUCAAUCAUGUUUGUUGCCUUCUCUACUGUAGGACUUUGCUUUAACUUGUUAUACAGAGUUGUAUAUUUUUUAUUGUUUUCUCUUUUUAGUUUCUUUUUUAUUCUUAUUUCAAUUUGCUUGUUUGGAAAGCCAGUAUGUCAUGUACCUGCGCUGUUGUGGAUUUUUUAAUUUUUUUGUUUCUUUGUUUCUUUGUUUUUAAAUCUUUGUGUAGUUUAAGAGAACAUUUUUUAACACUUUUGGAAUUGCCUGGACAUUUCAGGAGCUUCAAGGAGCUGAAACUUCUUUUUGUUUACCUGUAAAAGGUGUAUCUAGUUUAAACGGAAACUCUCUUUUAAAAAAUCAUAGAAUAUGCAAAAAGAAGGACGAGCUGGCAAAAAUAUACCGUCCUGUGGGACCGAGAAGGAGGAGCAGUUGGGGGGCCGCAUUAGUCCUCUCCAAUCAGAUAGACCGAUAGACUGGCAGAUCUCUCUCUAAAGCUUCAUAUUUUCUAUUGAAACAAACAGCCUUGCUGUUUUAGAGUGAUAGUGAAAUGCCUCACCUUAAAAAGAAAUCUGUAGAUUAUUUUGAAAAGAAUUCUAUUUUUGUAACAGAAAAGAGUUUGCUUGAGAAGUCAUACUUAUUUGCAUUUCAUCUACCAUAGAAAGGGGAUUUGUGUAUAAGUGUUAUGCUGGUUUUGUACACUUGCAAUGUGGUUUCUGGUUUGUUAAGAGAUUAAGGUGGCUUUUGAAUUCCACA
Molecule: messenger RNA, 3310 nt
Organism: Morone saxatilis (striped sea-bass)
Lineage: Eukaryota; Metazoa; Chordata; Actinopteri; Moronidae
Gene: il1rapl1a
Product: interleukin 1 receptor accessory protein-like 1a
Exons: 11
Coding region: 1-2115 (704 amino acids)
Biological process (GO): negative regulation of exocytosis; signal transduction
Source: RefSeq, a predicted model, not a curated record